Messenger RNA from Archocentrus centrarchus (flier cichlid), 3078 nucleotides. It is a transcript of the gene bcl7a, whose product is annotated as BAF chromatin remodeling complex subunit BCL7A. Lineage: Eukaryota; Metazoa; Chordata; Actinopteri; Cichliformes; Cichlidae. The transcript has 6 exons. The record is from RefSeq and is a predicted model, not a curated record. The coding region runs from base 77 to 676 and encodes 199 amino acids.
CUCCUCUGUGCGCUCUACUGUUUGCAUUGUGUCUGAGCUGCCGGCGAGCUUUAAAAAUAUUAUACCCACCGCGGCAAUGUCGGGCAGGUCGGUCCGAGCUGAGACCCGGAGCAGGGCGAAAGAUGACAUCAAGAGGGUUAUGGCCGCUAUUGAGAAAGUACGAAAAUGGGAGAAAAAAUGGGUGACUGUUGGAGACACGUCCCUUCGCAUCUACAAGUGGGUGCCAGUGACAGAGCCAAAAUCAGAUGACAAAAACAAGAACAAGAAGAAGGGCAAAGACGAGAAAUACGGCUCAGAGGUGACGACUCCAGAGAACAGCUCCUCUCCGGGGAUGAUGGACAUGCAUGAUGACAACAGCAACCAGAGCUCCAUCGCUGACUCGUCCCCAGUGAAACAGGAAAACAGUUGUAGCACCAGCCCUGCCCCAGAGCCCACCUCCGCAUCACACCGUGACAAUGGCGAGGCCAAGACUGACCAGAGCCCAGACAGCAAGAGGGGUAAGACCAUCUCUUCAUCAGAGACCUCAGAGAGAGCACAAAGUGCCAAGAGAGACAGCCUGUCCUCAGGGGAGAAGGACUCUUCAGACAGCAAAGCCACUCAGGACCUAGAGGAUGAAGCCCCGCCCAGCAAGAAAAGCAAACUGGAGUCCUCGUCUCAGGACUUUGAGGAGAGUUAAAUGUUUGGGGGCUGAGUCAUUACUCUUCUUCAGCCUCCUGUCUCUUUCCCUUUGUACCUUCCUCCAUUAACUCUAGGUAAUUUAGGGCUAAUGGAUGUACUGGCUCUCCUCUCACUCCUGUUUCUCUUCCCUCACCUUCCCUUCUCUACCCAAACUAAAAGGGAUAAUGGACGUCUCCCACCCUUCCUCUCUCACUCUCACCCUAAUGGCUGCUUCCCCUCCAGUUUGCCACCUUUGCCCCUGACACUCCCUUGUCACAGAGGGAGAAUGGAUAUUACCUCUGUUCACUGGUCCCCUCCGUGCUUCCUUCCAGUCCUCCACACUUCUCACUAAUGCCAAGAGACACGCCGAACCCAGGCUGCAACCCCCUCUGUGAACAGGGGCAGCGCUGUCAGCCCAGCCACCGCCAGGCCAGACGACAAACCCUGACCUGCUUCUGUGACUAAAAGAGUUAACACUGGGAUUAGGAUGAGGUCAGUCGCAGACACUGCUCUGAGACCGUUUUUUUUUUUUUUUUUUUUUUUUUAAACGUUUCACUGCUAAGGGUUUAGCUCAGGACAACUGAAGAGGCUAGCCUGGUCUCAGAUCAGCGGCUGCAGAGGGAACCUCCACCCUAGGACCACGUCACUUCAAUCCUCCCGAUGCGCCUCCUGUUAGACUAAUGUUCUAUAUUUGUUUAGGAAGUGUUUAGGGUUUUUUUCUCAGGAGGGUCAAUGCACUGUUAUGGUAUGUCACAAUCGAUCACAGAUAGAUUUGCUGCUGUAGUGGAUGUCUUUUUUCUCUAUCCAUGAAAAGUUAACCAUUGACUUUUUUUUUUUUAAGUGAUAUCAUUUAUGGUUCGUAGAGGAAGAAUACGACAAUGGUACUGGUCAAGAUAAACUCUUGGAUAAGUAGUGAAGACGGGCAUAGCUAGCGUAGGUCCUGGAGGUGUGCCUUGAGUUGCUACGAUUAAAUACACGUUUUUAGGUCAAACAAGUUUUGAAUUACAAUUUUGGUGCCAUGUUUUGUUUUGUUUUUGCCUUAUAAUUAUCACUAAUUAGUUUUCUCUGAUAUUUAUUUUCAACUGCAACUGUUUGGUUUCAUUUAAAGGAAUAGCUGAAAAUUUUGGGAAAUAUUUGCUUUCUUGCGGAGAGUCAAAGCAGAAGCCUGAUAGCACCGUCACACCUGUACGUUAAAUAUGAAGCAUUAGCCAGGAGUUGGUUAGCUUAGCUUAAAAGCUGGAAAGAAAAAAGGGAAAUGGCUAGGCUAGGUUUGUCUAAAAUCAAUAAAAAUGUAACUAGGAACACCUGUAAUGUUGCAGCAUCGCCAAAAUCCACCGGAAUAAGUUUCCUCAGUGGGUGUGGCCCACAGCAGGAGGGGGCAGGAAACAGCGUUGGCGGAAGCUAGCCUAGCACGACAUACAUAACAUACCAUUUCAUUUUGGUCAUUUUACUGUUGUGAAUUUGCCUCCAGGAAAUCACAGCUUCUGUUCAAAACAGGCUGUCCCAUGCGUUGCUGUGAAAAUGCCACUUUUGAUUUUUACACUUUGGUUUUUUCUAUCAGAGAACUUUGGAGAUAGCAGUAGGUGAAAGUAACUUAAUUAUUAACAUGCUAUUUAUUAUUUAUUUAAAACUCUUAUUUUAAAAUUUAUACGAGAAUGACAAAAGGCCGUGUGGCUCAUUACUUCUUGGCACAUAACACGAGUUUUGGAGGUGCUGUUAGGUGGAUCCUGUGCUCACGCCAGGCUAACUGUCUCCUGCCACUGUAUUAGCUUCAUAUUGCAUUAGCGCACAGCUCUCGGCAAGGAAGCAAAUUAGCGUGUUAUUCCUUUAAAACAGUUGGAGACUGGAAUUUGAACACUACCCAGAAGUUAAUUUAGUUUUGUCUUGUGGAAAUGUUACCAUCUGUAAACCUCAGUGAGUCAGAUCACCAGUUGUCGGUCUUUGUCUGCUUUAAGUGUUGUUUUUCUUUUGUUUUUUUGAGCACCUUAAGUAGAAAUGGACCGAUUUCUGUGACUGGUUUUCCCACCUGCUCUACCAUUUAAUCACUUUUCUCUGUAAGUCUUCUGUGUGUCACUACUUCUCUAUGACCUGCUAAAGUCUUUUAUCUCAAACAUUGGUUCUAAUCCUCCUUCAAGGUGCUGUCUGUUGGCUGAAUCCAUACACACGUGGCAUCAAGCUCUUGGUUUUGUGCAGAUUUGUGCAAUUUACUUGAACUCUGUGCGGAUUCAGGCCUGUGACCUCUAAUGUACAACCUCACCCAUCUAAGAUUUACUUUCAUUAAUUGAGAUUUACUCGUCAACAAGGAUUGAAAUGAAUUGAAUCACAACAAACCAAUGACUUCAUAACAUAACAGGGGCUUUAUGAUGCAGAAUUACUUGAUCAGAUUUCAGCAAAUCAGCAUUCACAUGGAUGGAGAGAAAA